AUGGUGCUGUUCGACGAAGACCCGGUGGACUUGAUGUCCGAAGCCACCAACAAGUUCCACAUCGCACCCGACAAGGACAGCUUAUCGCGAGUCUCAGACUCACUCCACGCACUCGCAGGCGCACGACAAUCACGACUCGACCGCCAACACGCCAUCCUCAGCAACCUCAGCCGGCGACUCAAUAACCUCAAAGGCCAAUACGACUACGAAGAGGAGCGGCAUGAUGCGUCAAAACAUGCGACAGAGAUGCUGAAAAUGGAUACCGAGAAAUUCAGGAUCGCGAAGGGUGUCAACGAUGCGGAGAUGGAGAGUGAGAGGUUGAGCGGGGAGCUUGCAGCGCUCAAGCAGCAACUAGCGACUUUGGAGAAGGAGGGAGUGGAAGGCGGUGCCAGGAGAGGCGGAGAGGAUCAGGAGGAUGCGAAUGUCCUGAAAAUGCAUUUCUACCGAUCGCUGGGUAUCGAGGUUCAGCAGGACCAGAAGACGGGGGCAUACGAGCGGGCGAUCAUACACAAUACUGGUCGAGGAGAUGUCAAUGUGGUGGAUGUGAGAGGAAGGGAAGGAGAUCUGGCGAGUGAGGUGUGGUCGAGCUUGUGA
Zasmidium cellare ATCC 36951 is the source of this 594-nucleotide messenger RNA. RefSeq lists its product as uncharacterized. The coding region runs from base 1 to 594 and encodes 197 amino acids. The transcript has a single exon. NCBI's taxonomy places the organism in Eukaryota, Fungi, Ascomycota, Dothideomycetes, Mycosphaerellales, Mycosphaerellaceae. The record is from RefSeq and is a predicted model, not a curated record.